Aphidius gifuensis is the source of this 2997-nucleotide messenger RNA. Its product is annotated as clavesin-1. The transcript is spliced from 6 exons. Gene Ontology annotation, molecular function: phosphatidylinositol bisphosphate binding. Gene Ontology annotation, cellular component: membrane. Lineage: Eukaryota; Metazoa; Arthropoda; Insecta; Hymenoptera; Braconidae. The coding region runs from base 1636 to 2493 and encodes 285 amino acids. The record is from RefSeq and is a predicted model, not a curated record.
AGGAUACAAUUGUUUUUUACAUUUUGCAAUUUGCAAUAAAUAAAUAUUUACAUUGCAAAUAAAGAAAAUUAAUUUUUCAAAUUACUACAGAUAGGGUUUUGUUCAUUUCAUUAACGUAAUUGCAAUAUUGCAUUUGUGUGUGAUUGCAUAUUGAACAUUGCGGAAGUCUUUUGUUUGUUUUGGUUGUAAAAAAAAAUAUCUAAAGAGGUAAGAGUUUUAUUAUUAUUAUGAAAAUAAAAAUUAACAAAAUAACACUUGAGUGUGAGUAAUCAUGAUAAGAUGUUUAUUAAAAUGUUGAUAUCAUUUUUAUCUGAUAAAAAAUAAUUUCAUUAGAUUAAUAGUCAUUUAAAAAUUUAGGUGAUUGUUAUACAAGUUAUUUUUUUUCUUUUCACGUGGCUCUGCAAUUUUAUUUCAUAGUAAUGUGAUGAUAUUUCUAUUAUUAUUUUUUGUUUAAAUACUUGCACAUUGAUCUUAAUUUGCAAAUUAAUUUUUUUUUGUUGUAAGAAUACUUGGAUUUUUUAUUUUAAAUACGUUGAUGUGUAAAGAAAAUAAUUGCAAAGAUGAAAUCAUAUUUUAAUUAACUGCUUAUGACUAUUAAAAAAUUGAAAAUAUUAUUUUACAAUUAAAUUUAAUAACAAUUAAUUAAAUUAAAAAAACAGAUUGAAAUGAUUGUUCAUUAUCAAUUUUUAAAAGAUAAGAUAUAUAAUUUAUUUUUUGAACGUGACCAAAUAUAAAAAACCACAAUUAUUUAUAUAUUUAUUUACCAAAUAAAACAAAGUUGACUCAAUCACAGGAAAUUCGAAAUAAAUUCUUUGUUUAAUUGUCAAUGCGAGGAAAAAUAAAUAAAGUAUCAAGCAAAUUGUUCAGUAUGAUAAAUAAAUUUAUAACAGAAACACUUGUUAAAAAAAAAACAUACGUAUUGUUUAUUUAUUGUUAAAAAAAUAUAAAUUAAUAGAAAUAAUUUUGCCUGAUUUUUAUUAAAAAAAAGAAAAGCUGUUUUACGUAUAAUUAGUUUAAAAAAAAAACACAAGUGUUUGUAAAUUUUAUUUUAAAUAAAAACAUAUAAAGUGUUAUUAUUUCAAAAAAUAUUUAUAUAUAUUUGAAAAAAAAAAACGAGUGUUUAAUUGAUAAAAAAAAUUAAAAUAUAUUUCAUUGAAAAAUAAAUGAUAAAAUUGAGAAAUGAAUUUUUUUUUUGAUGACACAUACCUCAUCAGAUAAAUGUUUCAAUAAAGUAAAACGAAAAAAGAAAAAAAAAAAAAUACAGUUCAAGUUGGUGGUUACAAGAGCAACGUUUGAUAAUAACUUAAAUGCUAAAGUUUUUGAUUAUUUUAUUAUCAAUAUCAUUUUUAUGACGAUUAUUGUUUUAUAUAUAUGUAUAAUACAAAAAAAAUAUAUAUUCCCCCAUUGCCAUAUAUAAAUCCCUGAGAUCCGAUUGGACUUUGAAGUGGUCAAAGAUUGGAUGGAGAUGGUUUCUUAACAAGAGCUUCCCCAAAAGAUCAACUCACACCAGAUAUCUCGCGAACGUCUAACUGCAAGGGUCGUUAAUACCUUUCAACAAUAAACAAUUGAUUUUGUUUUUUGUUUUUUUUUUUUGUUUCUUUUUUAUUUACUUUAUACUUUUUUUGAGUAUUAAUUAUGUCUUUUGAACUUAAUGAUGCACCACUUGAUGAAGAAACUAAAGAAUUAGCUGAAAAGGAACUUCGGGAAACACCUGAAAAUGUUAAAAAUGGAAUUGAAGCACUUAGAAAACUUCUUGAGGAAUGUUCAACUUUGUACUUCAGAACAGAUGAUGAAUUUCUCAAGAUAUUUUUACGUCCAUGUAAAUAUUAUCCUGAAAGUGCAUUUGCUCUUAUGCAGCGUAUUGCAGAUUUCAAAGUUAAAAAUGCAGCAUUGCUUGAUAAUUUAAUGCCAAUUGAUGAAAAAACAGCAAUAUUUGAAAAUAAUGUUGUUAAUGUAUUGAAAGAUCGUGAUCAUAAAAAACGUCGUGUACUUAUUGUUAAUGCUGGAAAAUCUUGGGAUCCAAGUAAAGUUAGUUCAGAUCAAAUGUUUAGAAUAUUUUAUCUUGUUCAUCAAGCAGCACUUAUGGAAUUGGAAACACAGGUACGAGGUGUUGUUGUAAUUAUGGAUUUCGAUGGACUUUCCAUGAAGCAAGUGAUGGCCCUCAGUCCAUCUUUUAGCAUGCGGCUCUUGACAUUUAUACAAGAUGCAAUGCCACUUAGAUUAAAAGAGGUGCAUUUUGUUAAACAACCAUUUCUCUUUGAUAUUGUCUGGAGAAUGUUCAAACCUUUCACCCGUGAAAAAUUGAGAAAACGUAUGUUUUUCCAUGGAUCUAAAAUGAGCUCUCUUCAUGCUCAUAUGGCACCAAGUCAUUUACCAAAAAAUUAUGGUGGACAACUUCCUGAAAUUGAUUACACUGCAGCUGAUUGGUUUCCAACAAUUUUAAAAUGCAACGAUCGUAUUGAAGAAUGGAAUACAUUUGGAAUUCGAAAAUAGGCUGUGAAUAAAAUUGGCUUCAUAUUAAAAAUAACACCGAAAAUAAUUCCAAAUUUCAUACAUGCUGGAUAUCAAAAAAAAAAGCAAUAAUAAUCUAAAAAAAUUAUAUAAACUAUAAAAAAGAAUUUAACAAAAAUAUUAAAACUAAAAAAAUCUUAUUUUUUUUAUAAAUAUUUUUUUAAUAAAUUGUUCAAUUUAUAAAAUUUUUAAAUUUUUAAAAUUAUACUUUUGUUGAUAUUUAAAAUAUAUAUUUGUGAUUAAAUAUGUAUAUAAUAUAUAUAUAUUGAAAAAUAAUUUAAUAAACAUUAAAAAGUACCAGAUUUAAUUGAUGAAUAAAAAUUAAUUUAAUCCUUACAUCUCAACUCAUAAUUAAUCAUGAAAAAUAAUUAUUUUUCGAAAUGAAUUUAUUGUCUAUUUAUUUCGAAAAAAACAUGACAUAUUUAUUUACCUGGAUGUGAUGUAAUAAUGUUACAAAGAAUAAAGCUUAAAAAUUAUUUAAAGAAA